AUGGAGAAGAGCAAAGGGGAGUUCAAUCGAACGGUUGACCGCGAGAGACAGGACAAACUCCGCGAUAACCUAGUCGUCAAGGGUGACAAGGAUAAGGCCGUCAGCGAGCUGGAGGCGGGGAGACGGACCAUCGUCAGGGACCCCGAUGACCCCAUGCAGGAGGCAAACAUUCUGGAUGACCUAAUGGUCUCGAGGGAUGAAGACCUUGAGGACGAGCUUAGAGCGGCCUACGCUGCGGGCAGCAGCUCCGACGUCGCAGCGGGGGAAAAGCCCAAGUUCGACGGCGCUUACGGUUCGACCAUGCAAGGCGCCGAGGCGUUUUUCAACAAGCCGUCGCCCUUCCAAAAGGCCGCCGAGUACAAAGAAGAGUCUGCCGCUGCGAGUGCAAGCGCUUCUACUGCGGAUGCUGAAGCUACUGCGGCGGGAACUUCCGCGGACGCUCGUGUUCUCGAUGCGGUGGAAUCUGCCGAGACUGCCGCAGAGACUACUGGAACAGUUAUUGAGGACUCGUUUGAGAAGGUCACGGGAAGCGUGGGUGGGCGCUGGGAGAAGCCGAAGGAGGGUGCUGAUGUGGACACGCACAAGCCGGUGGUGAGCACCUGGGGGGUGUUCGAGCGCCCGAAGGACAUGAGCAAGGCCUUCGGAGGGGGGCGGGAUCCUACCCUCAAGAGGCUAGAUCCGGAGGAGAAGCGUCGACGAGACGAGGAGACCAAGGCCAUCUUGAACAGCUACCGCGGCUCGACGGGCGAGGACUUAAAGCGAGAGAAGGAGAGUGAGACUGAGAUUAAGGCAGCGCUCGCACAGUCCAAGAGGGCAAUGAAGUUCGGCGAUACCUUUGGAGCAGUGUCGGCUCUCGAGGGCGUUAAGCAGGAGUGUUCUAUUCAUGGCCCGCUUGGAGCCGUCGUGUUCCUCGAGCUCGCCAUGGCACUCGAGGCGACGGGGAGGUCCUACCAGGCCCAGGACAUCUACAAGGUCCUCAGGCGGUCGAAGAACCGCGAGAUAAAGAGCCAGGCCAAGAGGCUGAAUGAGGGGUUGGAGGCGAUGGACAUGCUUAAGUUCGGUCGUGUAGGAGAGGUUAACGAGGUCUCCGAGGUUACCAAGAUGUGGACAGCCUCCUUCACCCCGAUGUCCGGAGACCAGGAGAAGAAGUACAGCCAGGUGUACUACGAGAAGGAUGCCGACGGAAGGCCUUCCGAGGAUGGCGUGUUUGCUGUAGAGGACGCUAAGCAGGUGCUGACGUUCGCGUCUAAGUACAAGGGAGGGAUCUCGAAAAACCGCAUCAUUGCCGCCUUCGACUUCUUGAAGCAACGGUCGGAGGAAGCCUCUCUCGCGGCACGACGAGAGGCGUCGUUGAUCCGAAAGCAGCAGCAGCAAGCCCAGGACGAUGCCGAUGCUGCUGCUGCCGCUGAAAAUGAGAAUGGAGAGGAAGGUGGCAGCGGCGGGAAGCAAGAAAAGACGGAAGAAGAGAUGUUCGCGUUAAAAAAGACCCCAUGGGAGAAGAACGCCGAGAGCACCCUGCCGCAGGGAGGCGCCGGGCUGGUGUCCUUGAUGGGGGACAUGUCGAAUUUAGAGGAGCGGAUACAGGGAGGGUGGAAACUAACGAUCAAGGCUGGGGGAAGCUCGGUGGACGUUCUACAGCGAGACAGCCCGUUCGUCUUGAACCCAGGCGGGAAGCUGACGGCUGUAGAGCCCAGCGGGCCCUUGUUAUCCGUGACGAAGGAAGGAGAGUGGAAGCUGGACGCGGACAACCGAGUCAUCAAGCUUGAUUUCGCAAGCUCCAAGUGGGCCGGGCUUGUGAACACUGGCGGCGCACAAGAAGGAUUGGAGGUCUUGGCGCUAGACGACAAGCUGCUGGUUGCGUUGGAAUCACGACCGGGGUCAGGCGGGGAGGCUACUGGGACGAGAAAGUUCGCGGUCGACAAGUUCCGGUUGCUCGUUCGAGCAUGACGUUAUUGAAAAAAUUGAGGGACUUCGCUCUUCUUUUCAGGCUACUGACAUGUCGGGAUUCGACGUCGCGUAUUGUUUGAUGA
This is a messenger RNA of Ectocarpus siliculosus, 2030 nucleotides long. The record is from the annotation of a GenBank genome assembly. NCBI's taxonomy places the organism in Eukaryota, Phaeophyceae, Ectocarpales, Ectocarpaceae.